CGUCACUGAGUGAAUAUGUCUAUGAUAUUUCGUAACAACUCGACAAUUCCCGGAAACGAGAUGACUCUUACUUUCAAAUUAUUUUGUUUAUUUAUUAUAUAAUAUUCAGAAAUUGAGGCUAAAAAUAUUUAUAACUUAAUUUAAAACAAUGCUCAAUCACAGUUAAAAGCAAUAAACUGUCAAUUGUAGAUAUGAACCUGAUUUUUGGAGACAUGCAUUAUUUCAACUUCCAACAAUUUGCGAACUCAUAUAAACUGAUAUAAUUCAAAAUACAAAUGAAUGGUUAGCUGACUUAUUCAAUAAUGAAUUUUGGCUGGUUCGCGAGUAUUCUUGUUCAUCAUCCAAUUAUAGUAUUAUCAGCUGUUGCUGUAUUUUCGGGAACAUGUAUUAUUAUACCACUGACAUUAAAAUCUGUUACUCUACCAAGUUUCAAAGAUCCUCAGCUGGGGUUUUCAACAAGAGGUACAAAAAUAUCAAAUCGUUUAACCACAUGGAAAAAUUUGUUGAAAUCUACAAGGCCUUCUGGGGAGUAUACUACAAAUCCAAAAGAAUAUUUAUAUAUCCAAAAUAAGAACAAAACUCAACAGCCACCCAAAACAAAAAAUUCAUCAAAAUUAAAACCUAAGAAACAUAGAAAACCAAAGAAACUCAAAGAGCCCGUAUUUGGCAGUGAAACUUUAUAUGAGGAUUCAAACUCAAGUAAUGCCAUAGCAGAAUUAAAUAGAUGGAAGGCUGUCCAAAAUUUAACUCCAAAACCACAUAAGAACUUUGAGAGCAAUGAUGAAAAUUUUUUUUGUGGCAAUCCAGAUGAACAGUAUGCACAUUUUGUAGUUUCUACUCACAAUAAACGAGACUUAUUCAAUAUAAAUGAUCUUCUGACAAUGUGUAAAUUGGAACAUGAACUUAUUGAUCUCAAUUAUUACGAAGACCUCUGCAUCCAAAACAACAAUCAGAAGUGCUGUAAACAUUGGUCUUUGCCAAAUUAUGUUGCAUUCCUCAACAAGAGAGCAUCAUGCUUAGCAAUUACGGCUGAAGAUGUAGAGAUGACUAAGAGACUUUUAAUGCAAUGUUCUCCGUAUUUCCAUUCUUUUGAAUUAAAUUCUCAGUGUUUAAUAGAUGCGCCUUAUUGCGAAGCUCCCAUUGAAUGUCUCCGGCAUGAUGCCGUUUUCAAUGUGCUCAAUUUUAUAACAAGUACUUCAUUUUUGGCUCCUAAUUCAAGUAUGGAUGUGAAAGUAAAAGAGACAAUGGUAUUUUUGCCGUUAGCAUGCAGUACUGCAAUCAUGCCAUACUAUCACGAACUUGAAAAGCUUACUUUGAAAUUUGAUGGAUUAAGGAUAGUUGCCAUGGAAUUUGGUAUAAAGAGCGCACUGUUCGAUGAAUUUUUACUUAGAGAUACGUAUCUUAUGGGAUCUGGAGCAUUGUUUGUAUUUAUAUGCAUUUGGAUCUACACACAGUCAUUGUUCCUUACAAUAAUGACAAUAAUAGUGAUCAUAUUUUCAUUAGCCAUAUCCUAUUUUAUGUAUAAUCUAGUGUUUGAGAUAAAGUUUUUUCCAUUCAUGAAUCUUUUGGCAACAAUUGUUGCCAUUGGUAUUGGGUCAGAUGAUGCUUUUAUUUUCUGCAAAAUAUGGCAGAUUCAGAAGCAAGAUUCUAGUUGUUCCUUAUUAAAAGUGAUGGCUGACACAUUUCAUCAUGCAUUUAUGUCAAUGUUUGUUACAGCUUUGACAACGUCAGUAGCAUUCUUAGGUUCCUACGUUAGUUCCGUAACAGCUGUUAGUUGUUUUAGUAUAUUUGCUGGUAUGGCAGUAAUAGCAAAUUAUUGUUUGAUGAUGACAUGGUUUCCUGCUUGUCUUGUAAUAUGGGAACGUUCAUGUUUAUCAAAUGAAGCAUUAUUUAAAAGCUGCUUUGUGAUGUUUUACCAAAGAUGGUGUUGUAUUAAAUUACAACUGAAUUUAUCAGCUGGAUGGUGUCAGUAUUUAUCAAUCAGUAGAUUUUUCAAAACAAGAGAAAACUGGAUAUUAGAUUACAUAAUCAAAUUUAAAUAUUUUUGGUUUUUGUCACUGGUAACAUUGGCACUUAUAAGUGGAUUCAUUGUGUUUGUUUAUCCAAAAAUUCAGCUUCCGGAUACUAAUGAAUUCCAGCUUUUCGUCGAUUCUCAUCCGUUUGAACAAUACGAUUUCAAGUAUAAGAAUCACUUUUGGUUCACUCGUCCAGAAAAGAAUGAUCAAGUCACCUACAAAUUACCAUUGAGAUUUGUAUGGGGUGUUCUUCCAAUUGACAAUGGUGAUUAUUUGGAUCCCUCCAACUUAGGAACUCUUACUCCUGAUCCAUCUUUUGAUAUGUCAGAUCCAGAAUCCCAGGAAUGGUUAUUGAAUUUUUGUCAAUCAGUGCGCGAGCAGCCUUUCUAUCAGUCUAUGAUAGGUCCACUGUUGCCAAACUGUUUUGUAGAAACAUUUAUGAAGUCAAUGGAUAGAAAAUGUUACGAUCCCUUCCUGGAUCAAGAUAGGUCGCCAUGUUGUGAAACGGCGAAAUUUCCUUUUAAUAGAACAGUAUUUAACAAAUGCAUCAUCAAUGAAAUAGCAGAUAUUUAUAAUACUCCCUCAAAUCUUCUGAAUCCCGGUAUGGCUGGUCCUAAAUUUUCUAAAGACCAAAAUCCGACAAUAAAAAUUGUAAUAAUAGAAUAUGACAGUAGUUAUAGUUAUUCAAUGUCAUACGAACAAAUGGAUAGUUUCUUUAAAAACGUUGAAGAAUGGAUGACAAAACAGUUGGAAUCUGCACCAAUUCCUAUGAAAAAUGGGUGGUUUAUUAGUGAGUUGGCAUUUUAUGAUUUACAGAGGGAAUUGAAUGCCAGCACCCAAAUUUCCAUUAUGAUAUCAAUGGGACUUGCUCUUAUAGUACUAUUUCUAUCUACAUUAAAUAUUCUUACAAGUUUAUAUGCAAUUAUGACUAUAACUAGCAGUAUUUCUGUUACAAUGGCAGUAUUAGUAUUAUUAGGUUGGAAGUUGAAUAUUCUAGAAUCUACGGCAGUCUCUACUGCCAUUGGACUGACGGUAGAUUUCAGUUUACAUUAUUCUGUCAAUUACAGAAUGUGCCCAGAAUCUGUUGCCGUAAAUAGAGAAGCCGCCACUAAACAUGCUUUAAAUUAUAUGGCUGGACCUGCAUUUAUGGCAGCUAUUACCACUGGUGCUGCAGGAGCAUUUAUGCUUCCUUCUUUAAUCCUUCCUUACAUUCAGAUUGGCAUUUUUCUGGUAUUAGUUAUGUGCGUAAGUUGGAUUUAUGCUACAUUUAUGUUGGGUUCAAUGCUUGCUAUUAGUGGACCCAUAAAAGAUUGGGGUCAGUUUCAUUACCCUAAUAUGAUGUGCUUGUUCGGUAGACCGAAAAGAGUUCAAGGGCGGUCUCUACCACAACCAUCGACUUUGCCAGAUUGUCAUGAAUUGGAAUCCUUGACGUUUCCUAAACGUAACAGGCCCAGUCCCAAACAAUUGAGACGGUCAAUGAGUGCAAGUGGCGGAGCUAGAUUCAUACCCAGCAAAUAUGUGUUUACUGAUCAGUCCCCUUCAGCAACCAGUGCUAUAACUAUCAUUAUGACCGAUGACAAUUAAAUGUAAACUGUUAGGACUAAAUGUUCUGUGAUAUAUUUUUUAGUUGACUUUUAUUGAUGUAAAUGCCAUUUAUGUCUAUCAAUUUUGU
Messenger RNA from Diorhabda sublineata, 3687 nucleotides. RefSeq names its product protein dispatched (gene disp). The transcript has 10 exons. Lineage: Eukaryota; Metazoa; Arthropoda; Insecta; Coleoptera; Chrysomelidae. The record is from RefSeq and is a predicted model, not a curated record. Bases 303 to 3599 code for a protein of 1098 amino acids.